Molecule: messenger RNA, 1151 nt
Organism: Ilex paraguariensis (yerba mate)
Lineage: Eukaryota; Viridiplantae; Streptophyta; Magnoliopsida; Aquifoliales; Aquifoliaceae
Source: the annotation of a GenBank genome assembly
AGCUUGGAGUGGUGUCCCACCAUAUAUGCGGCCCACCGUAUGGAGGCUUCUUUUGGGAUAUGCACCCCCUAAUUCAGAUAGAAGGGAAGGAGUUCUCAGAAGAAAGCGUCUUGAUUAUCUUGAUUGUGUUGCUCAGUAUUAUGAUAUUCCAGACACUGACCGUACAGACGAAGAGAUUAACAUGCUUCGUCAGAUUGCUGUUGAUUGUCCUAGAACUGUACCCGAUGUCUCUUUCUUUCAACAAAUGGAAAUUCAAAAAUCCUUGGAACGCAUACUUUAUACCUGGGCCAUCCGCCAUCCUGCAAGUGGAUAUGUUCAAGGAAUCAAUGAUCUUGCUACACCCUUUUUAGUUGUUUUCCUGUCGGAACACUUAGAAGGGAGUGUUGAUAACUGGUCAAUGGCAGAUCUAGCUCCGGAGAAAAUCAACAACAUAGAAGCUGACUGCUACUGGUGUCUAUCAAAGUUGCUUGAUGGUAUGCAAGACCAUUAUACGUUUGCUCAACCAGGAAUCCAAAGGCUUGUGUUUAAGCUUAAGGAAUUGGUUAGGCGGAUUGAUGAACCUGUUUCAAGGCACAUGGAGGAGCAAGGGCUUGAAUUUCUUCAAUUUGCUUUCCGCUGGUUUAAUUGUCUUCUGAUACGUGAGAUCCCCUUUGGUCUUGUUACCCGCUUGUGGGACACAUAUCUUGCAGAAGGAGAUGCACUGCCAGAUUUCCUCGUGUACAUAUCUGCCAGUUUUCUUUUAACAUGGUCGGAUAAGCUCCAGAAGCUUGAUUUCCAGGAGAUGGUUAUGUUCCUUCAACACCUUCCAACUCAGAAUUGGACCUAUCUGGAGCUUGAAAUGGUGCUUUCGAGAGCAUACAUGUGGCACACCAUGUUCAAUAGCUCUCCCAGCCACUUAGCUAGCUGAAAAGGGGAAUUAUAUAUAGCAAAUCCUUAAAUUUUUUGGUUCUCACAUUCUCUGUUUUUUCACUUAAUUUCUCUCUAAUUUUUUUUUUUUGGUGUUGGAUUUUAUUUCUCUACUUGGCUCUUCUAAGACACUGGUUAAUUGUCCUGUCACCUGUAUGAUGCUCUGUAUUAUCUGCAUUUUCAAUCAUUUCUAUGUACUUAUAUACCUUUGAUUGAAGAAGGAAGAGGCAGAAUUUAUGUAGUAG